Hyalella azteca is the source of this 1132-nucleotide messenger RNA. It is a transcript of the gene Gbeta5, whose product is annotated as guanine nucleotide-binding protein subunit beta-5. Gene Ontology annotation, cellular component: cytoplasm; heterotrimeric G-protein complex. Gene Ontology annotation, molecular function: signaling receptor complex adaptor activity; protein binding. Bases 1 to 867 code for a protein of 288 amino acids. Lineage: Eukaryota; Metazoa; Arthropoda; Malacostraca; Amphipoda; Hyalellidae. Gene Ontology annotation, biological process: G protein-coupled receptor signaling pathway; G protein-coupled dopamine receptor signaling pathway. The record is from RefSeq and is a predicted model, not a curated record. The transcript has 9 exons.
AUGACUGUGGCCAGUUGGCUUGCUGUAGUGACGGUGGCCAGUAGACUCGACCCCAUCACGACGCUGGCGGUGAAGCAGCGGCGUCUCCUGAAGGGCCACCAGGGCAAGGUCCUCUGCACCGACUGGUGCCAGGACAAGCGGCACCUGGUGUCAUCCUCUCAGGACGGCAAGAUAAUUAUAGGCCUGGACAACAAAGUGACCGUUUACCCGUUGAGUCUUGAUGAAGAUGUUACUGUUAAGAAACGGGCUGUUGGCACCCAUACGUCCUACAUGUCCUGUUGCACCUUCCCGUACUCAGACCAACAGAUCCUAACGGGCUCAGGGGACUCUACAUGCGCCCUCUGGGACGUCGAGUCCGGCCUCAUGCUGCAGAGCUUCCACGGCCACCAGGGCGAUGUGAUGGCCCUGGACCACGCGCCCUCUGAGACUGGCAAUACCUUCGUGUCGGGGGGAUGCGACAAGCUCGCCCUCGUCUGGGACAUGCGCUCGGGCCGCUGCGUGCAGAGCUUCGAGGGCCACGAGUCCGACGUGAACGCCGUCAAGUUCUACCCUUCAGGAGACGCCGUGGCUACUGGAUCUGAUGACGCCACUUGUCGGCUGUUCGACCUGAGGGCAGACAGGGAGGUGGCGCUCUACACCAAGGAGAGCAUCAUCUUCGGCGUCAACGCCGUGGACUUUUCUGUUAGCGGCCGGUUGCUGUUCGCCGGCUACAACGACUAUACGGUCAACGUCUGGGACACGCUCAAGUGCCAGCGGUUAACCGUGUUAUACGGUCACGAGAACCGUGUGUCGUGUCUCAAGAUGUCACCCGACGGCACGGCCAUCUCUACAGGGUCGUGGGACUUCACAUUAAGGAUUUGGGCCUAAAAACAACGCCGAAGGAAUAUUUGAAUAAGUUUAGUCUAUUUAGUGUCAAAAUAUUAUUGUAUGUAACUAAUAUAUAGACCAAAAUUUCGGCAAUUACGUGCUAUUUUUCAAUAAACUUAUAUUGUUUUGACUAAAUUCAAAAUACUUUGAAGCGAUAUUGUGGAAAUUAGGAAAGAAUGUUUAGCAGUUUUUCUCUUCAGUAACUUUAUAAAUAACAGAUAAAUUGUUUAUUUACAUUUAUUGAUAUUUUAUCAUACAUUUCUAU